AAUAUUGACAUAAAAUUCGAAAUAUUGUAUUCAGUAUUCAAAUUACAUUUGAACGUGAAGGUUGAUUUAAUUUUUCACCAUAUCUAAAUAACGCAAAUUUUAUUUCAUCUUUAAAAUUAAUUUUAAAGUAAUCUGACAUUUAAUAUUACUAAAAACUGAAGAAAAUGGCACCAGCAAAACAACAAAAUAAGCAAGGAAGAAGACCAAGUAUCAAUUGCUGUGUUUUACCAUCGAAUAAAAAAGGAACAACGAAACAACAUAAGAAUAAGAAAGGAAGUAAUAGAAGACCAAAUAGCAAAUGCUGUGAUACAAGUUCAUCAGAAUCUGAUUCUUCAGUUUAUACAUCGUGCUCUUAUUCGAGUUCCUAUUCUGAUUCAUCUUGUUCCUGUACUGAUUCAGAUUGUUCCUGCUUCUCAGACAGUUCAAGUUAUUAUACUAGCGAUUGCGCUCCAUGUGCGGCUAAAAAUAUGCGAAAAACACCAGCUAAAAAGAAAAUAGCUCCAAAAACAAAGAAGAACACUAAAGCUACACACAAGAAGAAAGAACCAACUCGUCGCACAUAUUCAUUUUCAUCGGAUAGUUCUGAUUGUUAUGAUGGAGCUUGCAGUCGAAUACCAUCGAAAAUAGUUUGCAAUCGUGGUCGAAAAAGUAAAGCAUAAAUAAUAUCGAAAUUGAAAAAUGAUUUCCUUUUUGCCAAAUUAGAGUAUCAACUCUUUUAAUUUUAUAUUUAAAUAUUUUUAUUCCUUCGUGUUUAUUAAUCGCUACAGGCUGGACCUGAGUAUUAAUUUUAUCGUAAUUUUUUAAAUGUAUAUUUUGUUCGCAUACGGACAACAUUGUAAUGAUUAUUUAAUUAUAAAAGAAAUUGUAUUAUAUCUAUUACAAAUCGUUUGUUGACAAACGUUAUAUGUAAUGAUAUUUAUCCAACUAAUAUAUUAUAUUUUUGUUUCAA
Messenger RNA from Leptopilina boulardi, 949 nucleotides. RefSeq lists its product as uncharacterized. The coding region runs from base 165 to 659 and encodes 164 amino acids. Lineage: Eukaryota; Metazoa; Arthropoda; Insecta; Hymenoptera; Figitidae. The record is from RefSeq and is a predicted model, not a curated record. The transcript is spliced from 4 exons.